This is a messenger RNA of Miscanthus lutarioriparius, 1392 nucleotides long. Lineage: Eukaryota; Viridiplantae; Streptophyta; Magnoliopsida; Poales; Poaceae. The record is from the annotation of a GenBank genome assembly.
AUGCCGCCGCCGCCGCCACCACCACCAACCUCCGCUGCACCCAUGUCCCCGGCAUCCCCAAACAAGCCGAUCCCAUCCCCGCGCCAGAUCGCCGCGCUAGUCCUGAACCAUCCGUCCUCCACGGUCACCGCCCCGUCGGCGCGCUCCCUCUCGGCGUCCCUCCUGGCCGCCGGCCCCGCGUCCGCGCUCCCGAUCCUGGCCCCCGUGGCCAACACCGUCAUCAAGCUCCUGUGGCACCACGCCGCACGCGCGCUCCUCUUCUUCCACGCUCUCCUCCGCCUCCCAGAGCGCUCGCGCCACCUCUCCCCGUGCACGGUGGACCUCGCGCUCGACCUCGCCGCGCGCCUGCGCCACCCGCGCCAGCUCACGAGCUCCAUCCUCGCGCUCUUCCCGCGCCACGGGCUCGCCUUCACGCCGCGCACGUUCCCCAUCCUGUUCGAGCGGUUUGCGGUGUCCCACCGCCGCCCCGACCUCGCCGUCCGGCUCUUCCUCUCGCUCCACCGCUCCCACAGCGUCGUGCAGGACCUCCCGUUGUUCAACUCCCUCCUCGAUGCGCUCGUCAAGUCGCGGCACGCGGGCAAGGCCGCCUCCCUCGUCCGUGCCCUCGAGCGGCGGUUCCCCCCUGACGCGGUCACGUUCAACACCCUGGCCGACGGAUGGUGCCGCGUCAAGGACACCUCGCGCGCGCUCGACAUCCUGCGGCAGAUGAUGAAGAAGAGAGGCAGCAACGACGAGAACUGUAAGCCUGACGUCGUAUCGUACACUACCGUACUUCAUGAGCUGGGUGUUGCUGGCCAGCUGGACAGAGCCCGCAAAGUGUUUGACGAAAUGUCUAGAGAAGGAUGCACGCCAUCGAUUGCAACUUAUAACGCGUUAAUUCAGGUAACCUGUAAGAAGGGCAACGUGGAGGAUGCUGUGGCUGUGUUUGAUGAUAUGAUCAGAAAGGGUUACGUUCCAAAUGUGGUUACCUACACUGUCUUAAUCCGAGGCCUCUGCCAUGCUGGGAAGAUUGAUCGAGCUAUGAAGCUUUUGGAUAGGAUGAAAAGGGAAGGUUGUGAGCCUGAUGUUCAGACACACAAUGUUCUUAUCAGGUAUUCAUUUGAGGAAGGGGAGAUCAAGAAGGCCUUGGAUUUGUUUGAGACAAUGAGCAAGGGAGAGGAAUGCUUGCCCAACCAAGAUACAUAUAAUAUUAUAAUAAGUGCAAUGUUUGUGCGUAAGAGAGCAGAGGACAUGGCGGUGGCCGCCAGAAUGGUGGUGGAGAUGGUGGAUAGAGGCUACUUGCCAAGAAGGUUUAUGUUCAAUCGUGUACUGAAUGGAUUAAUGCUGUCUGGGAGGGAAUCAAGAGCUGUCAAGAGAAAUAAGAUUGUGAUUGGCAUUGGGUUUUUCGAAUGA